AUCACUGUGUGCAAGGGACAAUUUCGUGUGGAGCACACAGGUUACUUGUGUAAUGUGUUUCACUUAAAUAUGUCCGCUGACGUCUUGAAUGACAAGCUUUACCUCGGAGAAAAUUGAAAUGAACAAGCGAUGGGGCUAUUAUGUAAAUUAAGCGUUUUUAUUACAUGAGUUUUUUCAAUUGUUUAUUUUUCAAUUGUUUAUUUUUUUAUUAGUGCUGAGCGAGGAGACGAGCUGCACUGUGGACACUUGCAGGUAGCCCCCUUCCAGCCAUGCUGCUGCCUCUGGUCUUCCGCCAGUCGCUGCUCGGCCUCGGUUCAGCCGUCUUCUCGCCUCAGAGAUGCCUCAGAGCAAUUCACUAUGACAUCAGGAGGCCGAUACACUCCCUGUGGCGGAGGGUCCCCCUGUGUCCCCAUGUCCAGAGCCGUGGGGUCAAGAUCAGAAAGCGUCCAAGCCAUGAGGAGCAAUGGAAGUACCGCAAUAAGACGGUGCUUACGUACAUGGCGGCUGCCGGCAUUGCCAUGAUUGGUUUAUCCUACGCCGCCGUGCCGCUCUACAGACUCUAUUGCCAGGCGACAGGACUCGGCGGUACGGCAGUGGCCGGUCACGAUGUGGACCUGGUGGAGAAGAUGGAGCCGGUGAAAGAGCGCGUCAUCAAGGUCACAUUCAACGCAGACACGCACGCCAGCAUGCAGUGGAAUUUCAGACCGCAGCAGACAGAGAUCUAUGUGGUCCCGGGUGAGACGGCACUGGCCUUUUACAGAGCGAAGAACCCCACCAACAAGCCUAUCAUUGGCAUCUCGACCUACAACGUGGUGCCAUUUGACGCUGGACAGUACUUCAACAAGAUUCAGUGCUUCUGUUUCGAGGAGCAGCGUCUAAACCCUCACGAGGAGGUGGACAUGCCCGUCUUCUUUUACAUUGACCCCGAGUUUGACGCAGAUCCCAGGAUGGCUCGUGUGGACACCAUCACGCUUUCCUACACCUUCUUUGAAGCCAAGGAGGGGCUGAAUUUGCCUCUGCCGGGGUACAGCUACAGCUGAGCCCAAUUUACAGCCCGAUAAACAUGACUUUUUAACUUCAAAUUUCUGUUUAAAGUUAAUAAAGUUUGUUCACGGAGGAAAACUUUAGAACGAAACAAAAGUUUGAUGUGAUCAUGAGAUAACUGGUGCAGAAGGAGAACAUUUAAAAGACUGUAAUCGAUUAACACGUGACAAAUGUUUUCAAAGAUUUAAAUCAAUAAAUUAUUAUCAAUUAAAGAUGCUGAGUUUUAUCAUCAAAUUCAGACUUUAGUGUUCAUACCAGAAAGUUUGCCUUUAGAGACAUUUCUGUAUCGCAGGUUUAAGCAAAACUAUAAUUCACUGCCACUAUGUUCGAUGAAAUGAACUCGAAACAUGUUUUUUAUAGGAACCGACAUCGCUUUAAUGCAUUUUUUUCUCAAAUUGUUGAAGCUGAAGAAAAAUGAAUAAGUUGUCAAAAAAAAUUUAUGGUAGAAACAUAUCAGUGGUCAUUAUUAUUUUUAGUGUAGAUGAUAACUUAAGUUCAACAAAUACAUGCAAAGUUGAUACCUUUUACAUUAAAAAUAUAUUUCCAAGUAUAUGUGGGAAUCAAGUAUUGAGUAUUGUGGAGACUUUGGAUGGUCUAAUAAAACCAAUACGGAACCUUUUGAUGCAAAGACAACAAUGCUCAACAUGAAAAAAUGUUAUCGUAGUAUCAAAACAACUCAACAUCCCAGAUGUGUUCUUCAACAAGUGGAUUUCAGAUGAGCUGUAUUUGUGCCCAAAAUCACAGAAAAGUUAGUAUUCUGCAAAAAAGGAGUCAACUAUUUCGGCAAUGCAAUUCAAGUUAGCAAUAUCAAUCUACAGUUCUUAAAUUUGGUACAAUUACACA
Corythoichthys intestinalis (scribbled pipefish) is the source of this 1887-nucleotide messenger RNA. It is a transcript of the gene cox11, whose product is annotated as cytochrome c oxidase assembly protein COX11, mitochondrial. NCBI's taxonomy places the organism in Eukaryota, Metazoa, Chordata, Actinopteri, Syngnathiformes, Syngnathidae. The transcript has 5 exons. The record is from RefSeq and is a predicted model, not a curated record. Gene Ontology annotation, cellular component: mitochondrial inner membrane. Bases 270 to 1040 code for a protein of 256 amino acids. Gene Ontology annotation, molecular function: copper ion binding.